GCAGCGCCCAGGAUGCGGGCUCCGUCUCUCUCGUGGCUGGCGCUUGUGCUGUCAGCUGUGGGGGCUCUGCUGAGGGCCGGGACCCCCGGAGAAGAGGUCUCCAGCACCCCAGCUUUGCCUGGGGAGCCAGCCACAGGCACCGGGGGCCUCAUCUUCCACCAGGACUGGGACUGGCCGCCAGGCAGCCCCCAAGAACCCCUGGGGUGCUUGGUGACGCUGGACGAGGGUGGCAACCAGAGCAGCGCCCCGCUGCGGGUGGCGGGGGCCCUGAGCGGCUACGAGCAGGCCUUCCUGGAGGCCGUGCAGCGCACCCACUGGAGCCCCCGCGACCUGCCCACCUUCGGGGUCUGCUCCCCUGCCGACCGGCAGGCGGCCGUACCAUCUCUGCAGCGCCUGCAGGCCUGGCUGGGGGCACCCUGGGGGCAGCGGCUGGUGGUCCUGCACCUGGAGGAAGUGAUGUGGGAGCCGACGCCCUCGCUGAGGUUCCAGGAGCCCCCAUCUGGAGGAGCCAACCCCCUGGAGCCAGCGCUGCUGGUGCUGUACGCCGGGCCCGGCCCUGAGGUCACUGUCACGGGGGCCGGGCUGCCAGGGGCCCAGAGCCUCUGCCCGUCCCCGGACACCCGCUACCUGGCGCUGGCCGUCGACCACCCAGCACGGGCCUGGCGCCACCCUGGGCUCAUCCUGACCCUGCAGCCUCGCGGAGACGGUGCCCCCCUGAGCACGGCCCAGCUGCAGACGCUGCUGUUCGGCGCCGACCCCCGCUGCUUCACGCGGAUGACCCCCGCCCUGUUCCUGCUGCAGCGGCCGGGGCCCGCGCCCAUGCCCGCGCACGGCCGACUCGACACGGUGCCCUUCCCGCCAGCCAGGCCGUCCCCGGAGCCCGAGGAGCCGCGGCCCAGCGCCGACCCCUUCCUGGAGACGCUCACGCGCCUGGUGCGCGCGCUGCGGGGGCCCCCGACUCCGGCCUCGCCGCCACGCCUGGCCCUGGACCCGGGCGCGCUGGCCAGCUUCCCGCAGGGCCUGGUCAACCUGUCGGACCCCGCGGCGCUGGAGCGCCUGCUCGACGGCGAGGAGCCGCUGCUGCUGCUGCUGCCGCCCACCGCGGCCGCUGCCGGGGACCCCGCGCCAUUGCCGGACCCCGCGUCGGCGCCCUGGGCCGCGGGCCUGGCGCGCCGCGUGGCCGCCGAGCUGCAGGCGGCGGCGGCCGAGCUGCGCAGCCUCCCGGGGCUGCCCCCCGCCGCAGAGCCGCUGCUGGCGCGCCUGCUCGCACUGUGCCCGGGGGACGCCGAGGACCAGGGCGGCCCGGGCGGCCCGCUGCGCGCGCUGCUGCUGCUGAAGGCGCUGCAAGGCCUGCGCGCCGAGUGGCGCGGGCGCGAGCGGAGCGGGCCCGGGCGGGCGCAGCGCAACGCGGGGGCCGGGGCCGCCGACGGGCCGUGCGCGCUGCGCGAGCUGCGCGUGGACUUGCGCGCCGAGCGCUCCGUGCUCAUCCCCGAGACGUACCAGGCCAACAACUGCCAGGGCGCGUGCGGCUGGCCGCAGUCGGACCGCAACCCGCGCUACGGCAACCACGUGGUGCUGCUGCUAAAGAUGCAGGCCCGCGGCGCCGCCCUGGCGCGCGCGCCCUGCUGCGUGCCCACUGCCUACGCGGGCAAGCUGCUCAUCAGCCUGUCCGAGGAGCGCAUCAGCGCGCACCACGUGCCCAACAUGGUGGCCACCGAGUGCGGCUGCCGGUGACCCG
This is a messenger RNA of Equus caballus (horse), 1738 nucleotides long. RefSeq names its product anti-Mullerian hormone (gene AMH). The record is from RefSeq and is marked provisional. Gene Ontology annotation, biological process: Mullerian duct regression; gonad development. NCBI's taxonomy places the organism in Eukaryota, Metazoa, Chordata, Mammalia, Perissodactyla, Equidae. Gene Ontology annotation, molecular function: growth factor activity.